GAGAAACCAGGCGGAGAAACAUCAAGCCAGGAACUGGCUGAUAAAACCCUCCGCCCGUCGAAACUGAAUUACUUCCUGACCCAUGUCUGUCCGAAGCUACAGGUGUUGGACCUAAGAUUCAACCAGCUGCUCGGAGAUCCAGAGAAGCUGUCGUACGACAAGCUGGCUGCGGAAAUUCCGAGCGAGAAAUUUUUCCUCCGGCCCCAGAUUUGCGGAUCAAUUUUUGGGCUGAUUGCGGACCAGAUUGUCGGGCACGGCUGCGAUAUGGAUCUUGCAAAUUCGUGGUUCUUGAGACUCUGGAUGAAUGCAAAGUUGUAUGUUCUUGAGUUUACGAUAUGAGCUUGUGGACCGUAAAUUGAAUCUGUGAUGCAUGUGUUUAAGAGAGCCGUUUGGUUGCUUUAGUAGUUGCAAAAACUACUACACAUCUACUUCGCACCAACAAAAAUAUGAAUUUGUCUUGCUGGGCUGUGUAUUGUGAUCUGUUCUUUUUCUUCAUCAAUAAGAAAAUACUACUAGCAUGACAACUUUCAUCUACUUCGUGCAGACUCAGAUCAACAUUUGCUGUCGAUAUGUGAAGCGGAGAAGGCAAUCGUGGAAAGAAAAACGAACCAGCAACGGCGGGAAGAAGGACCACUACCACGAUCACCUGCCAUAAACGCCGGCGACAACACCCCAAAGGUAGUCCUCCCGGACUGCCCUCCCCGCGCCCUCCAAAUCAAGCUCUCCUACUUUGGACAGAUGAACGGCCUCCGCCCCUCCGACCGGGAUUCGAAUUCCCUCCGCGCGCAACUAGAGCCGCUUGCCACGAAGGAAUUGAAGCGGCGGCUGAUCGAGGACAAGUUUUUCUCUGAGCACGCACUCUUCGAGUUUUUGGUGGACAUGCUACGGAUGUACGAGGAAAAGUACGAAAUGACGCUGACGAGCGAACAAAAGGACCAGCUGCUUUUGUUUGGUUCGGAGCUACUGGAAAUCAAGUCCUCCAAUUACAAGAUCCAACGGUGGAAAACGAUCGAAGCACCCGUUCCGCAGAAAAAGAUCACCGAAAAGGCGAAAGCGGCCGAACGAUCGGCGGUAUGCGAAGUCAAUGACCAGGCGAAAGAGUGGAUCGAGGGUUUCGAGUAUGCAAAGAAAAAAGUGUUACAGUUACCCAUUGUGUUGCAAAACAUGCAAGACAGACGACCUCUGUCAUGCGCAAAAUGCAUGCGUGUCUCGUUUUGUGUGCGUUUUGCCUUAUGAUCUCUGCAUUACAAGUUUUCGGCGUGAUGCGAGGCAAAUUUGUGAUGCUGAAUUCACUACAAAUGUGUAACUGUAACACUUUUUUCCUUGGAUAUGGAGCGCUUUGAGGCCAUGGAAUUGCUGCUGAAGAGCUACAUGAGCGAGCUGAUUUGGAGAACUCCGGCCGAUUUGGAAGCAAGGAGAAGUCAGUUUAAUAGUACUUUUUUUCAGGUAGAUGUUGAACCAACAUCAAUAUCCUCUUCAUCCUCAUCCUCAUCUUCGGCAAGAAGUGGUGCUACUGGAUCAGCAAGCAGUAGAAGUGCCACGACGACUACAGUAAGUGCUCCUGCUGCGCCGUUUCAGCAAGUCAAUUCGUUCCUGGAAUUUCUUCGUCGCCAGAACCAACAAGACCGUCCAAAAAGCAAUAAUCCUCGUCAUAUCUCGCAGUUUUUCGACCACGAGGAUGGUGUUGAAGACAAUCUGUCUAAAGACGCCGGCGGCCCGAGACGGGACCGUAUCUUUCUCCAGGGACCGGCAGAUCUUGCGGUUCCCCAGUACCUCUGCGACCAGCUGCUGGAACUACUAAUCGACUGGGUUUGCUUCCAGGACCGCUUCCAUCCCAACCGGAAACGGGAGCGACCCAGCGUCGACGCGGAACACUACAUGAUCGUGUCCCACAAAGACGUGAAAAUGUCAGAGGCGGAAGAAAUCAAAUUGUUUAUGGCCAACGCGACCCGCCACCUGCGGGACCCAAGCUGUCGGAACAACCUGCACUGUGCGAACAACCGACUGAUUGACCUGAAGCGCGACAUCUGGGCCUUGGCGGAAAUCGUUUUGCGUUCGGCCUUGACCAAGUACAACAACGGCGCGGAUUUGGCAUUUGUGACGGAGCACUGGGAUCAGCUCGCGGUCACCCACAACUUCCAGGGCUCGCCGCACAUCGACCACCAGAACUAUCCUGAGGAAAAACGUACCCACACCAGAGUCAGGAUGGGGAUUUUGCAACACAAACCUAGGAGUUUUGGGAGUCACGCAUGACAAGUUGCACUCCGCAGUGUAGUGCAGGUCAGCAAGUGCAGCGGCAUCACAGACUCAUCUGCUCAUCCUGUUCACAGCAUCACAAAUUCCAAUACACGAUUGGAAAUGGCUCUCAUGGGGAUGAGCAUUACAAGUCUUCCUGUCUUUGCCAAUCUGCAUUACAACUCUGGUGUGGGGACGUUUUUACUCAGGAUAAGAACAAGCGAAACUUCUACGCGAUAUCGGUUGGGAAUUUCAAGGGCGGCGAGAUUUGCGUCGAGAAGUGCAGCCGGCAAGUCGCGGUAGUGAAUACGCGCAACCGGAUUGCGAAAAUCGACGGCCGGUUUGUGCACUGGGUGGCCGAUUGGGUGGAAGGUUGGAACGUAUCCCACAGAGAAGAUGUAGAACGACGCGCACGAUUGCAAAGAAAAGUUUUCGCUAUUUUUUGCAGAAUUUUUUUGCAGAAAAAAUUGUUGCCAUGACUUCCAUGACUCAAUUUUACGACGUCGUGCCGCACGACAACGUGAAAGUAUGUCACUGUAGAUGAAAACUACAGCAUGGAACGUCGACCGCGACUGAUAUUCUUCGCAUUUUUGUGAACUACGCAGUAGGACGAGUAGCUGCAUAGAUGCCGUCGUGCUACAGCUUUUUCCGCUGUGAUAGUCCGAGGACACCACCUCCUAUGCGGGCACACAAGAACCCAGGAAUACAGAUGCUCACAGUUGUCUUGCAGACGGCUCAGCCGCGACGGCCCAUGCCAAGAACUUUGUGGCGAAGUGGGGCCCGAAACAAGGAUCAGCUGCACCGGGAGAACCCGGUGAAAAUAAGGGGACGGCGAAACAAACGGACCAAGCAUCCAAGAAAUCGUCAAGGAACGAUAGUUCUAAAGAGGGAGAAUUACAGGAAGAAGAAGAUGUAGACGACUGCAAUUCCUUCCUCUCCCGGCACCUGAAGCAGCGAACGGCACUUAUGAACUGCAAAAGUAUCGCAUUCGUAGUAAUUGCAGUCAUGCAUAUACAAAUCUUUUUCUUGAGGUAAAUCCGCAUUACAUUCUCAUGCUGAGGAAAUUUGUAAUGCAUCAAUACGAGUGCGAUGCUUUUGCACUUCAUAGCAAUGAAAAACCAACGAUUUUCCCUGAUUUUCUACCAAACCGAGAAGGGU
This is a messenger RNA of Amoebophrya sp. A120, 3393 nucleotides long. The record is from the annotation of a GenBank genome assembly. Lineage: Eukaryota; Dinophyceae; Syndiniales; Amoebophryaceae.